CGGCGACAGAAGAGUUAUUUUUGCUGACUUCCCAUGCGCGAAGAUCUUCCGUAAACGCUUAAGUCUAUCAUUGGAGUUGAAGACUUGCGAGAAAGGUUGCUGUGUUGAAUCUAAGCAGACUUUCUAGGCAGAUCGCGCUGCUGAAUCUUCAGUCUAUCAGUAUGGCAUCAGAAUCCCAUCAUAUGGAGAAUCUGCAUAACCUUCAACCGGAGGUUGAAGGACAGCAUCGCAACCCUUCAGAGGUAAAGAUGAGCCAGAUAGUGCUGCCCUGCCAUGCCAACCACUGCGGAGAGCUGAGCAUCGGACAGCUGCUUAAAUGGAUGGACUGCACAGCAUGCCUGUCUGCUGAGAGACACGCUGGAUGUCCCUGUGUGACAGCUUCUGUUGAUGACAUCUACUUUGAGCACACCAUUGGUGUUGGACAAGUAGUCAACAUUAAGGCCAAAGUCAACAGAGCCUUCAACUCGAGCAUGGAGGUGGGAAUAGAGGUGAGCUGUGAAGACCUGUACAGCGGCCGUCAUUGGAGAGUGUGUCAGGCUUUUGCCACAUUUGUUGCCAAAAGCGCAGAUGCAAACAAGGUGCAGCUGAAACAGGUUGUGCCCUGCACACAUCAAGAACAGGUGGAGCACAGUUUAGCAGCUGAGAGGAGGAGGAUGAGACUCAUUCACCAUGACACCAUGCAGGACUUGCUCAGCAACAAGACUGUCCAGAGAAGUAUCAGUGAGGAGAACCAUGAUGAAGAUGAGGCUUUGCCGACAGAAAGAACAAGAGUGGAAAGUGUCGAGCUGGUGCUUCCUCCUCAUGCCAAUCACCAGGUCAAUACAUUCGGAGGCCAGAUUAUGGCCUGGAUGGAAAAUGUUGCUACCAUUGCAGCCAGUCGUUUAUGCAAUGCUCAUCCAACUCUACGGGCUAUAGACAUGUUUCACUUUAGAGGCCCUUCCCAGGUUGGAGAUCGUUUGGUUCUAAAGGCCAUUGUCAAUAACACAUUCAAGAACAGCAUGGAGGUAGGUGUCUGUGCAGAAGCCUAUCAUGGAGAUGAACCUCUGAGGCAUAUUAACAGUGCCUUCAUGACAUUUGAGGUGCUGGAUGAGAAAGGAAGGCCACGUCCACUGCCCCCCAUAAAACCUGAACCUCAGGAGGGACAGAGGCGAUAUCAGGAGGCCCUUGCCAGGAAGAAGAUUCGUCUUGAUAGGAGGUACAUUAUCUCAUGCAAUCAGACCGAGGUGCCACUGUCUGUUCCAUGGGACACCAGUAACCAGGUGUAUCUAAGCUACAAUAAUGUGUCUGCUUUGAAGAUGCUUGCAGCCAAAAACAACUGGGACCUCAGUUCAAAGAAGAACAAUGUGAGCCUGUAUACAGUGGAGGAAAGUCAGAGUCUGUGUUUCAGGGUGGAGUUUGAGAUGGAAAUCCCAGCACAAAGAGCCUUCAUCCUCCUCUCAGAUCUCUGUCGCAGACAUGAGUGGGACCAACACUAUACUUUGUGUAAGCUGCUUCUUAGGGUUGAUGAGGAUGAUUUCAUCUAUCAAGUUGUUACUCCUUCAGUCAGUAAAGGAGGAAAAUAUCAGGACUUCAUUUUACUGGCCUCUAGAAGACCACCCUGUGAUAGCGGGGAUCCAUAUGUAAUUGCCCUAAGAUCAGUUGCUCUGCCCUCUCACCCACCCACAGAGGAAUUCCACAGGGGUGAGGUGGUCUGUGCUGGGUUUAGUAUUUAUGAGGUUUCAAAAAGUGUCUCAAAGAUUUCCUACUAUAAUCAGGCCAGUCCAGAAGUCCUGCCAUACAUUUCCACAGACAUUGCAGGCCUCUCGUCCAGUUUCUACUCAAUAUUCUGUGCUUGCAGGCAGUACCUACUGGACAACAUAAGCACAUCUGCAUUCACCCCUUCUGCAUUAUAACUGGCCUGCAACUGAAUUUUUAGUUUAUGCUUUUACAGGGGCCAAAUCUAAUAUUUUUGCAGUAUUUAAAAUUUUCCCACUCUAUAGGUUUGUGCCAGGAAUACACUGUUUUGAGUUUUGAAAUUCAAGAGGUUGCGAGACUUUGCACAUGUUAUCAGUUAACCUAUCAAAGCAGUUAAAGAACACUGUUUGACAAUCUGUAUGACUGUAUGACAAAAAGAGGUUGAAUUUUCAAAGGUGCUGCUAUUGCUAUUGCUAUUGCUAUAGUUUGUUCAAGUAAAUGGGAGAACAGCAAAGUCAUUUGGUUAAAAAAGUGGAGUCUACACUCUUUAGAUGUGUGCCUGUGAUAUGGGAAUGGGGAUUCAGACCAACCCUCUGAAUUUUUGUCAACGUUUAAAAAUUAGUACUUGGCUCAAUUUAUAAGACUGGAUGGUGCAAAAUAAUAUAUUAUAAAAAAAUCUUUCUCUGUCAUUUUCCUCACUGUUGCUCAGAACAAAUAUAUUCACUCACUGAAUCUGUCUCAAGGAUUAUUGAAACUUUGAAUUACAUGACUAUUUUCCAUCUCAGGUCUUUGUAAGUAAACUGGUUGUAUUGUUCUACAUGUGAAUGACUUCUUUUUAAGCAUGGCAAAUUUAUUUAUGGAGUACAUUUCAUACACAAUGGUAAUUCAAACCAUUUUAAAAUAAUUUCCACAAUUUUAAAAUAAAAUGUGCAGUGCAGAAACACUGUAAGAGAAAGCUUUGUUGAC
Messenger RNA from Puntigrus tetrazona (Sumatra barb), 2640 nucleotides. It is a transcript of the gene acot11a, whose product is annotated as acyl-CoA thioesterase 11a. The transcript is spliced from 16 exons. The record is from RefSeq and is a predicted model, not a curated record. NCBI's taxonomy places the organism in Eukaryota, Metazoa, Chordata, Actinopteri, Cypriniformes, Cyprinidae. Gene Ontology annotation, molecular function: thiolester hydrolase activity; lipid binding. Gene Ontology annotation, cellular component: extracellular exosome. The coding region runs from base 162 to 1892 and encodes 576 amino acids.